AUGGAGUCCACAUCAAUCCCCAUGCUGGUUGCUGGACUUGUUGAUUGUGUAGCCCAGUUAAUAAGAAUAGCUGAAGAGCUUUUGCAGCUGAUUUCACAGGAACAAGUUCCUUGUGUAGAGCAGAAUGAUAGAGCAGAAGAGAUAGAAGGGGAUGCAUCUUCUCCUGAGGAGGCUUCGCUCCCAGACCUUGCUGAUUUCUCAGACUUAGAGUCAAUACUCAUACCAAGAGAAGAUGAAGACCUAGUCCUUGACAUAGAUCAAGCGAUGGUAGACAUAGAAGACUUAUAUGAAGAUGUACUCUCCAGUAUAAAUGAUGACCUAAGAAGUGGUUAA
Messenger RNA from Neogale vison (American mink), 333 nucleotides. It is a transcript of the gene TRPC5OS, whose product is annotated as TRPC5 opposite strand. NCBI's taxonomy places the organism in Eukaryota, Metazoa, Chordata, Mammalia, Carnivora, Mustelidae. Bases 1 to 333 code for a protein of 110 amino acids. The transcript has a single exon. The record is from RefSeq and is a predicted model, not a curated record.